AUGGGGAGCCCACAACAGGUAGCCCCUCAACUGAAACAGGGCCGGUCUGGCCAGGACGCUGCUGCUUCCGAGAUGACUGGCUUCCAGCCAUUCACCCACUUGCUCCAGACCCGGUAUCCCAGGGGGUCUGAUUGGCUGAACUUUGGCCAUGUGCCCAUUGGCUAUGCUGGGGAAGGAAAGGGUUACAUAAGGACAGGCUCCAUCUUUCUGGCCCAAACUCAGGACCGGCUCAUCUCCCUGAAGCGUAUCAACUCCAGGCUGAAUGUCAUAGGCAUCCCUUCUGAGAUCAUCUCCCCCAAGAAAGUGGCCGAACUUCACCCUCUCCUAAACGUGCACGACCUGGUGGGGGCCAUGCAUGUUCCCGAGGAUGCGGUGGUGUCCUCUGCUGAUGUGGCUCUUGCCCUGGCAAGUGCUGCCUCCCAAAAUGGUGUGCAGAUCUAUGACCGUACAAGCGUGCUUCAUGUAAUGGUCAAAAAAGGCCAAGUAACCGGCGUGGAGACCGAUAAAGGACAGAUUGAGUGCCAGUAUUUUGUCAACUGUGCUGGUCAGUGGGCAUACGAGCUGGGUCUGUCCAACGAGGAGCCGGUUAGUAUCCCGUUACAUGCCUGCGAACACUUCUACCUUCUGACUCGCCCCUUGGAGACCCCUCUGCAGAGCAACACACCAACUGUUGUGGAUGCUGAUGGAAGAAUUUAUAUCCGGAACUGGCAGGGUGGCAUCUUGUCUGGGGGCUUUGAGAAGAACCCGAAGCCAAUAUUUACUGAGGGCAAGAACCAGCUGGAAAUUCAAAAUCUGCAGGAAGACUGGGAUCACUUUGAGCCCCUGCUGAGUUCCCUCCUGCGUCGGAUGCCAGAACUGGAGACUCUGGAGAUCAUGAAGUUGGUCAACUGCCCCGAGACCUUCACCCCAGACAUGAGGUGCAUCAUGGGCGAGUCUCCGGCAGUGCAGGGCUACUACGUCCUGGUGGGAAUGAACUCUGCUGGCCUGUCGUUUGCAGGAGGGGCUGGAAGGUACCUCGCCGAAUGGAUGGUGCAUGGUUAUCCAUCAGAAAGCAUCUGGGAAUUGGACUUGAAACGUUUUGGAGCCCUCCAGAGCAGCCGUACCUUUCUGCGCCACCGGGUCAUGGAAGUCAUGCCUCUGCUGUAUGAUCUGAAGGUUCCCCGUUGGGACUUCCAGACCGGGAGGCAGUUACGCACAUCUCCUCUCUAUGACCGGCUGGACGCACAAGGAGCCAGGUGGAUGGAAAAACAUGGAUUUGAGAGGCCGAAGUACUUCGUGCCACCAGACAAGGACCUCCUGGCAUUGGAGCAGAGCAAGACUUUCUAUAAGCCAGACUGGUUUGACAUUGUGGAGUCUGAAGUCAAGUGCUGUAAGGAAGCUGUGUGUGUCAUUGACAUGUCCUCUUUCACAAAGUUCGAAAUAACAUCCACCGGAGACCAGGCAUUGGAAAUUCUUCAGUACCUCUUCUCCAAUGACCUCGAUGUACCCGUGGGCCACAUUGUGCACACCGGCAUGCUCAAUGAGGGUGGAGGGUAUGAAAACGACUGUAGCAUAGCGCGGCUCAGCAAGCGCAGUUUCUUCAUGAUUUCCCCAACUGACCAGCAGGUCCACUGUUGGGCCUGGCUUAAGAAACACAUGCCGGAAGACAGCAACCUGCUUCUGGAGGAUGUCACCUGGAAAUACACUGCCCUCAAUCUGAUUGGCCCUCGAGCUGUGGAUGUGCUGUCCGAGUUGUCCUAUGCCCCUAUGACUCCAGACCACUUCCCAAGUCUGUUCUGCAAGGAGAUGAGUGUGGGCUACGCAAAUGGGAUCAGGGUGAUGAGCAUGACUCACACAGGAGAGCCGGGAUUCAUGCUCUACAUCCCCAUAGAGUAUGCCCUCCACGUGUACAACGAAGUGAUGAGUGUUGGGCAGAAAUACGGAAUCCGGAAUGCUGGCUAUUAUGCUCUUCGUAGUCUUCGAAUCGAGAAGUUCUUUGCUUUCUGGGGUCAGGAUUUAAACACCCUCACCACACCCCUGGAAUGUGGACGAGAAUCUCGGGUGAAACUGGACAAGGGGAUGGAUUUCAUUGGCCGGGAUGCCCUGCUGCAGCAGAAACAGAACGGGGUGUACAAACGCCUCACUAUGUUCAUUCUGGACGAUCACGACACCGACCUGGACCUCUGGCCCUGGUGGGGAGAACCCAUUUACCGCAACGGGCAGUACGCAGGCAAGACCACCAGCAGCGCCUACAGCUACACCCUGGAGCGCCACGUUUGCCUGGGCUUUGUGCACAAUUUUUCCGAAGAUACUGGGGAAGAACAGGUUGUGACGGCAGAUUUCAUCAACCGGGGAGAGUAUGAGAUUGACAUCGCGGGACACCGGUUCCAGGCCAAGGCCAAGCUCUACCCUGUCACCUCCCUCUUUACCCACAAGCGCCGAAAGGAUGACGUGGAGCUAAGUGACUUGCAUGGAAAGUAA
Messenger RNA from Puma concolor (puma), 2460 nucleotides. NCBI's taxonomy places the organism in Eukaryota, Metazoa, Chordata, Mammalia, Carnivora, Felidae. The record is from RefSeq and is a predicted model, not a curated record.